This is a messenger RNA of Saimiri boliviensis boliviensis (Bolivian squirrel monkey), 2159 nucleotides long. It is a transcript of the gene GAR1, whose product is annotated as GAR1 ribonucleoprotein. Gene Ontology annotation, cellular component: box H/ACA snoRNP complex. Lineage: Eukaryota; Metazoa; Chordata; Mammalia; Primates; Cebidae. The record is from RefSeq and is a predicted model, not a curated record. Gene Ontology annotation, molecular function: box H/ACA snoRNA binding. Gene Ontology annotation, biological process: ribosome biogenesis; snoRNA guided rRNA pseudouridine synthesis.
UUCUGGUAUUAAAAAAAAAACUCUGGCGGUACGGUAGCCGAGGAGGUUCCAGUGCGGCGGAAGUACCCCGCGGGUGGGUGUGUGCGCGCGCAAGGCCGGGACCAGAGGUGCACGUGGCUCCGGUGAGUUGCCGCAGAAGCCGGAGGAUCUGAAAAUGCUGGACGCGGAACCCAGCUGCCUGAGGGAGGGAGGAAGAAAGGGGAUACGGUGCGGAGACCUUGCUGUCUGUGGGUGGAGGAGGGAGUGAAGAGAAUGUCUUUUCGAGGCGGAGGUCGUGGAGGCUUUAAUCGAGGUGGUGGAGGUGGCGGCUUCAGCCGUGGCAGCAGCAGCAACCACUUCCGAGGUGGAGGUGGAGGCGGUGGCGGAGGCGGCGGCAAUUUCAGAGGCGGCGGCAGGGGAGGAUUUGGACGAGGGGGUGGCCGCGGAGGCUUUAACAAAGGCCAAGACCAAGGACCUCCAGAACGUGUAGUCUUAUUAGGAGAGUUCCUGCAUCCCUGUGAAGAUGACAUAGUUUGUAAAUGUACCACAGAUGAAAAUAAAGUGCCUUAUUUCAAUGCUCCUGUUUACUUAGAAAACAAAGAACAAAUUGGAAAAGUGGAUGAAAUAUUUGGACAACUUAGAGAUUUUUAUUUUUCAGUUAAAUUGUCAGAAAAUAUGAAGGCUUCAUCCUUUAAAAAACUACAGAAGUUUUAUAUAGACCCGUAUAAGCUGCUGCCACUGCAGAGGUUUUUACCUCGACCUCCUGGUGAGAAAGGACCUCCAAGAGGUGGUGGCAGGGGAGGCCGAGGAGGAGGCCGAGGAGGAGGUGGCAGAGGUGGUGGCAGAGGCGGUAAGUUACUUGGGGAAAAUUUCUGAUGAGAUUUCAAAGUCACGACUAAAUUCAUAUAGUACAAUUUAGUUCUGUACAUAGCAAAUUCUCCCUUAUGGUAAAGCUGCUUUCAAAUAUUGACAGAUUGUCCAUAAUAAUAAUGCUUCAUUUCAACAACUUAAAAAGAAAAAAAAAAUCUACUGUAGUGUACUUUUGAGGGACUUUAUUUCUUUGGGCUAUUCAUGUUUUCUUGGGCAUUUUAAUAAACCGUAAAAUCAUCUUAAUUUUAAUAUCAUUGAGUAUAGAUUGCAUGCUGAAAGCUGGUCAUACCUUCUUUUAAUUUCUGUGUAUAUUCUUCUAAUCUCAACGAAACCUUUUGAGAUAGAUGAUAUCCUUGUUUUAUAAAUGAGGAAAAUGGAGACUUAGAGAAAUUAAUUUGCCCCCGUCGAACAGUUGUCAGACCCAGAAUUAAAAUGUGUAUCUUCUGAUGUCAUGUCAAGAACUAUUACCAGUAAAUUCAUUGCUGUGAUCUCACUGUUUUGAUUUAUGCCUUUCCCCAAGGUUUUGGCACAUUCGUCGUUAUGGGCAGCUAGGUGAUGAGCAGGGCUCUGGGGAGUGGGGCUGCCAUGUCCUGUGAGUAGGGGGAGGGUGAGUGAUGGGGUACUACUGGGCAGAGCCAAAGUGGAAAGGGAGCAGAGCUGAAAGUUGGGCUUGGACAGCUUUUGUUACUGGAUCAGAAAAAGAGAAGGAACGAUUCGCUUUUGCGUCUCUCAAUUUAAUCAUCAUUUCACUCCAUAAAUGUACUUGUUUGGAUCCAUACAGGUAGCAAGGAAUAUCUUUAAAAAAUAUCAACAUAUUUGUCUACAAUAUUUUCAGGGGUACCUUUUUGAGAAUUUGAUGAAUAGAGAUUCCCCCAUUCUCAUUUGAGUGUCAUUUAACAUUUCAAAAAAUUCACAACUAUCUUAUUUUUUAAAAAUCUUACCUAUGUAGCUCAAUUAACCUUAACUAUCGUAUUUAUUAUCGUGCCCCCAGAGCCAAAGCACCCAUAGGUACCACCCUUUGUUCUUAGGAUAAAAAGCCUCAGUUCCAUCAAACUAUCCGUUGUUCAAUCAAAAAAGUCUUUGUCAUAAGCAAGAGCUAAGGUGAUAAUCAUACAUUUAACAAAAUUGAAUUAUACUUUAAAGUAGCAUGUUUUCUAGUUUAUUAAAAUGGAAUACUUGUUUGAAAGGAUCUGGGGUUUUAUUUAGCCUGUUGCCCAGUUGGUAAACUGCUACAGUCCCUCCAUUUUUAUCUUCUAAAAUUUUUUCCAUGAUAAAAUAUAUGAAUCUAUAUUCAUUAUAAUUAUAGUUAU